This is a messenger RNA of Sinocyclocheilus anshuiensis, 1184 nucleotides long. Its product is annotated as dnaJ homolog subfamily C member 25-like. The record is from RefSeq and is a predicted model, not a curated record. Gene Ontology annotation, biological process: protein folding. The annotation marks the transcript as partial. Gene Ontology annotation, cellular component: endoplasmic reticulum membrane. NCBI's taxonomy places the organism in Eukaryota, Metazoa, Chordata, Actinopteri, Cypriniformes, Cyprinidae. The transcript has a single exon.
CAGGCUACUGAACUGGCCAAGCAGCAAGGUCUGCUGAAUAGAACCAAAGAGAAGGGCAAGAACCGGCGCUCCAAAGAGGAGAUCCGUGAAGAGGAGGAGCAGAUUAUCAGAGACAUCAUCAAGAACAAGAUAGACAUCAAAGGCGGCUAUCAGAAGCCCAAUGUAUCUGAUAUUCUGCUUUGUAAAAUCAUUCUGUUCCCUUACCAUCUGUGCACCUAUGUGGCAUGGAACUUCUCGUGGUUUUACCGUUUCACCAUUCGCGGGGAGGAGUAUGGGGAUGAGGAGAGACUUUACAUUAUCCGCAAGUACAUGAAGAUGUCACAGGCUCAGUUUGAUAGUCUGGACAACAGCCUGAUAGAGACUUUCCUCAAGCAGCAGCUCUGGAUCAAAGAGAAUUAUGAGGUUUGAGAAGAUUUCUUUCAUUUUGUAGCGUUGAUUCCACAAAAUAGAGCAGUGAUGACGUUUUUUGUAGACCAAACUGGAAGUUACCAUCCCCCUGGUUCCCUCAACAAAAUUCCAAUAGUUUUCCAUUGGAUUUUGGAUUAUUGCAGAAAAUAAGCCCAGUGACCAACAAACAUUUAUGAUUCUUACACAUUUGGUUCAUCAUUAAAAACUUCACAAAUGAAAGCAACUUUUAUUACAUUUUGAAGCCUAAAUACAAUCUGCAGAAGUAUAUAGCUGAACUAUUGAUCUAUUACAUUAUGACCAUCUACCUAAUAACCUUUAGCCCGCAAAACAUCGGCCAUGUGGCGAGGCAUUGAUCCGAUGAGAUGGAGAUAGGUCUCCUGGGGUAUCUGGUACCAUAAUGUCAACAGGAGGUCCUCCGGUUCCUAUACAUCGAGUGGUGGUGGUGAUGUAGUGCGAAUCCACUUUUCCAAGUCGAACCACAAAUGUUUGGUUGGGUGAAUUUGAAGGCCAAGGCAUUAAAUGAAAUUCACUAUCAGGUUCCUCCAACCAUUUCUGGAUCCUGGCAGUGUGGCAUGGCACAUUAUCCUUUAGAUAAUUGCCAUCAACGGCAGGGAACAGAGUUGCUAUGAAUGAGUGCACUUGGUCAGAUACCUGACAGCUGUCAGGAAUUGUGCUAUUGGGAUAAUGAGGCCUAAAUUAUCCCAAGAAAACAUUGCCCGCAGCAUAACUGGCCUGUGUCUGCCCCACAGUGCAUCCAGGUGUCAUAACCUCUAGGG